Molecule: messenger RNA, 7870 nt
Organism: Dipodomys spectabilis (banner-tailed kangaroo rat)
Lineage: Eukaryota; Metazoa; Chordata; Mammalia; Rodentia; Heteromyidae
Gene: Cacnb4
Product: calcium voltage-gated channel auxiliary subunit beta 4
Exons: 14
Coding region: 234-1793 (519 amino acids)
Biological process (GO): regulation of voltage-gated calcium channel activity; chemical synaptic transmission; neuromuscular junction development
Cellular component (GO): voltage-gated calcium channel complex
Molecular function (GO): protein binding; high voltage-gated calcium channel activity
Source: RefSeq, a predicted model, not a curated record
AUCCGGAGAAGCCCCCUCCUUGGGACCCCCGCUGGGGGAGGGGGGCGACCCCGCUGCGGGCCCUUUAAGGUGCGGCGCGCUCACCCGAAGUGCGGGCAGGCGGCCCGGGAGGCGGCGCGGGGCCCGGAGCCGGGUGGGGAGGUCCCGCGUGCGCGCCCUCCCCCGCCCCUCCCCGCCCGCAGCCCGGCCUCGCGCCCCCGGCGCCCCAGCGGGCCAUGCCGCGGCUCUGAACCAUGUCCUCCUCCUACGCCAAGAACGGGACCGCGGACGGGCCGCCCUCCCCCACCGCGCAGGUGGCCCGCGGCACCACGACCCGGAGGAGCAGGUUGAAGAGAUCCGAUGGCAGCACCACUUCCACCAGUUUCAUCCUCAGACAGGGUUCAGCAGAUUCCUAUACAAGCAGGCCAUCUGACUCCGAUGUCUCUUUGGAGGAGGACAGGGAAGCGAUUCGGCAAGAGAGGGAACAGCAAGCAGCUAUCCAGCUUGAGAGAGCAAAGUCCAAACCUGUUGCGUUUGCCGUGAAGACGAAUGUCAGCUACUGUGGCGCCCUGGAUGAGGAUGUGCCUGUUCCAAGCACGGCCAUCUCCUUUGAUGCAAAGGACUUUCUACACAUUAAAGAGAAAUAUAACAAUGAUUGGUGGAUAGGAAGGCUGGUGAAAGAGGGUUGUGAGAUCGGCUUCAUCCCAAGUCCACUGAGACUGGAGAACAUACGGAUUCAGCAAGAGCAAAAGAGAGGACGUUUCCACGGAGGGAAAUCGAGUGGAAAUUCUUCUUCAAGUCUUGGAGAAAUGGUAUCAGGGACAUUUCGAGCAACUCCUACAUCAACAGCAAAACAGAAGCAAAAAGUGACGGAACACAUCCCUCCUUACGAUGUUGUGCCAUCGAUGCGUCCGGUGGUGCUAGUGGGGCCGUCACUGAAAGGUUAUGAGGUAACAGAUAUGAUGCAGAAAGCCCUCUUUGAUUUCCUGAAACACAGGUUUGAUGGGAGGAUAUCAAUAACAAGAGUGACAGCUGACAUUUCUCUUGCUAAGAGGUCUGUCCUAAAUAAUCCCAGCAAGAGAGCAAUAAUUGAACGUUCGAACACCAGAUCCAGCUUAGCCGAAGUGCAAAGUGAAAUUGAAAGAAUCUUUGAACUGGCAAGAUCUUUGCAGCUGGUUGUUCUGGAUGCAGACACCAUCAAUCACCCAGCACAACUCAUAAAGACUUCCUUAGCACCAAUUAUUGUUCAUGUAAAAGUCUCAUCUCCAAAGGUUUUACAGCGGCUGAUUAAAUCUAGAGGAAAAUCCCAAAGUAAACACUUGAACGUUCAACUGGUGGCAGCUGAUAAACUUGCACAAUGCCCUCCUGAAAUGUUUGAUGUCAUAUUGGAUGAGAAUCAGCUUGAGGAUGCGUGUGAACAUCUAGGAGAGUACCUUGAGGCAUAUUGGCGUGCUACCCACACAACCAGUAGCACCCCCAUGACCCCACUGCUGGGGAGGAAUUUGGGCUCCACAGCACUCUCACCAUAUCCUACUGCAAUUUCUGGGUUACAGAGUCAGCGGAUGAGGCACAGCAAUCACUCCACAGAGAACUCUCCAAUUGAAAGACGAAGUCUAAUGACCUCUGAUGAAAACUAUCACAAUGAGAGAGCUCGGAAGAGUAGGAACCGCUUGUCUUCCAGUUCUCAGCAUAGCCGAGAUCAUUACCCUCUUGUGGAAGAAGAUUACCCUGACUCAUACCAGGACACUUAUAAACCACACAGGAACCGAGGCUCACCUGGGGGAUACAGCCAUGACUCCCGACAUAGGCUUUGAGGCUGCCAAAAGAACAUAAAAAAUAUUCAUUUGUUGACAAUUUGUCAUAGCACUGCUAGGAUAAACCAAUCAUUGUAACUUGGCAAGCACAGCACAAUUAUUGUGCUGUGGGCUGGUGUCAUUUGAUGCUAAGUAAGGGGCAAAAAAAAAAAUACAUUAUGCCCUUGAAUCUAGAUGGAUAAUAGAUGCCCUGUCAUAUAGAUAUUUUUAAGUGUAACAUUUACAUAACAGUACCUUUUGUUUUCUUCAUAGAUUUAGACACAUCAAUUUGUAAUUUUAGGGUAUUUAUGAAGGCACAUACAAAAUAAUUUCCCAUGCUGGAAAUUCCAAAUGACCAGUUCCAGUUGGAACCAAUUUAUAAACCAAUUCCUGUUGGAAUUUGGGUGAAUUGACUGGAAGUCUACUUGAGCAUGUUACAACCAACUGAACAAUCGGGAAAAAACUAAACCUAAACGAUAAGAAAUUCACAAUACCAACAGAAACCAAAACCAGCUAUAGUAUUUAUUUGUUGGAAGCUAAAUUUACACUUACAGUUGGAAUGUAUGAACAUUUUAAUAUACUAACCUGUUACCAGAAUGGCUUUUCAAACUUACCAAAUGUACUGAUAGUGCCAAAAAAGAAUCUCAGAAAUCUUAAUGCAGAAAUUAUAUAUUCUCCUCAGAUUUUAAUAUUUUUCUUUCUUUCCUGGCAUAGCUGUUGUAUUCAAAAUGUGUUUUUGCUUUCUGUUCAGUUAGUAUUGUUAGCUUGUUUGAAGUUGGCAAAAAAAAAAUAAGGAGAAGAAAAACUUCAACAUUUUUUCAGCAAUGGGUGAGAAUAGUAAGGAGAAGCCAACAAUAGCUGGUUAUAUAAGAAAUGGAAAACGAAGUGGUAUUUCUUCUUUAAUCAAUCUGAGCACAACUACACACAUCUGGAGAUCUGAAGUCAGAUAGCAAGGAUGUGGUACCAUCCUCCUGAGUGCAUAGCUAAACAUCUCCAGUUCAUCCAGCCCACUUACCACACACAUCAGGUCAGUAUUUCCUGCCAACACAGUGGAGUAUCUUCUCGUUGCUUUCCUCGGUCUCUGUCUUUGGUUUAGCUGAAUGUCUAGCCCUUCAGCAAAGUUUUAAAACACGCUAUUUUUUUUAAAUUUUCUUCAAAUACAUUCAAAUUACAGCAUGACAAACUGGAAAAAGUUCAAAGUAAUGAUGCAUUUAACAUCUUGCAGUAAAAAAAUCCUAAUCAUAAAGAUUCAGAAUAUGUUGAUUCACUAAAAUUAUAGCAUUUUAAUGCAGAAAAAUUAUAAUUUUGGAGCUUGGGUUGUCUUAUUUUUAGUGGAUAACCCUCAUCACUGAAAUUAUUCAGGUUUUUGGUGGGGGGUUAUAGUUAUAGUGACCCAUGUCUUAUCAAGAAAUACUUAGAUUCACUAUGCUUUAAGAAAUUAUUGAAAUUGACCCUUUUAUAUAAGACACAAAAGUCUUUACAAAAGGGAUCUUGUUUCUAAAGUUCUAUGAUGUGUGCAUUUUUCUAAAACCCAGCCACAAAAGUCGUUUUCUACGAGUAUGUGUCAUGAAGCAUGCUUUUGAAAACAUGUGUGAUUACUUUUACAUUAACUUGUCUUCCCCUAGGCUUUCAGAGCAUGUGCCAGUUCAAUCAUUUUCCUGAUGAAGAAAUACAUUUCAUGUUCUUAAUUAGUUAAAUAUACCCUAAACCCCACCACAGCCUACCAUAUACCUUCCCUCUUGUUCACAGUAUAUAACCCUGUUUAGCUCAUCAUGAGGGUACCUACCAUUCUGUAUGUCAUCUCGUCCAUCAGUCAAUACAAUUCAACAUGGGCUCAGCAAAAUUUCAAAGUUAACAUGUGGUACUGGCUUGUGCAGUUCUUUUGUCAUCUAGUGAAUCUUACAAAACUUUCAGUUCAGAAAUUUAGAAGAGCUAUAGCCAUCAUGCUCUUUACUCAACAUAUAACCUGCCAUUACUGAAUACUUUGUUAAAACACAGAAGAGCAUUUUCCAGCAAACAAAACUAUAUUACAUGUACAGCACAUAUUUGCAUGAGAAAGAAAACAUUAGCCAAAACAUUUUUCUAUAUGCUUUACUGGUUUCUUGUUUGUGUGCAUUAAAGUAUUUAAUUGCAAAGAGUGCACCAAGGUGUAUAAAUUUAGACUAGACAGCUGUCCAGCUUUUUCUGUGGUAGCAUUAGCAAUUGGUCAUUUAACUACUUUAAGAUAUUUACAUUUUAUGGCAGGUAGCUGUAACAGCAUUUUCCAUAUAUCCCCUAGUCUGCGAGAUUACCAUUUCUUUUUGGAAAGCCUUUCAACCCUUGUUUCUAGUCUUCAUGUCAUAUUGACAGAGGGAGUUCCAUUCAAUAACUGUACACAGAACCCAUCUAUCAUUUACCUUCAAAUGUCCAUACUCAUUUCGCUUUGCAUUCUUAUUCAAAUGCUAACAAUCUUUGAAAGGAUAUGAUGUAUAUUUUCUUGAUGAUAUAGUUAAAAUUGCUCUUUAAUUUUACAUAUUUUUCACUUUCCUUCUGUAAUAAGUUUAUCUUCUUCAAGUGAAUAAGAGAUGCACAUCUUCCUUUUUUAAAAGCCUUAGAAUUUAUUAUGUAAAUGAUACUAACAUCAAGAUAUAUACUAAAUAAAAUUUUAUUUUUUCGAGCACAUUAAGCACCUUUGGAAAAUAUGUAUUCCAGUAAUACCUUGUUUUUAAUUAUUUUAAAAUAACAAGUAAUGAUAAGCAGGAGAAACAAUUCUUAUAAUAAUAUUUUCAAGUUGUUUAACUUGUAGUUUAAAUCACAUAUUAGGAUUCUUUAGUUUCAGUCCAAAGACAUAAUAAUGUCACACUGUGGAAAUGUAGUCAUGGAAAAGAAAAGAAUGCAGUUUUUGAUCCUACUGUUAACUCUCAAGGCCAUAAUGUGACUCCAAUAGUAUAUAACCAACAAUGUUACCUUGUUUACUCCAGUAUUUAGUGCAACGCUUAGGCAGGUUUGUGAAUGACUGGAUUCUCUCUUAUCUUUAUACAGUUAGUUCUAUUGGAAAGAAGAUUGGAAUUGUUAACAAUUUAGAGUAAUGGUCUUACCCACGAAGAGAGUCUUAAUUUUGUGACUCUAUUAAGUUAUUGCAUUUUGUCCUUAAUGAAAUGAACUUUUUAAAUGUGAAACAAAUUCUGAGACAAGUAUUUGUUCCCUUUAAGUGAUUUGUUAUUUACUCUAAUUAUUGUUGUUCUUGAAAAAUGUAUUUUUGGAAUGUUAACCUCUUUUCAUACCUGCAUACUUGAACUUGUCUUCAGUGUGGGGGCCUUAAAAUUCAUAAUAGAUAGUAGAGGCUGUGAAAGGGAGUGAGAGAAGGAAAUUGUGGCAAAAGAUAGUUUGGAAAUUUAAACUCGUUAAAUGAACAUAUCAUAAAACAUUGUUGAGACCCAAGGUGUCAGUUAGCAUUGUUUCUAGGCAACCUUGAUUUGUAGUUCAUAUAUUUUCUUAGUUAUAUAAUUUUAUUUUCAUAUUUGCUAAGAAAAAUACAAAACAACAUGAUACCCCUAUACAAUUGCUCUGUGUAUUAAUAUUUUUUAAUACAUCUCCUUGGUCCAUCUUUAAGUAGAAAGAGUACUCAUCCAAUUAAGAUUGUCAUCAAAUUUUCUACUGUUAACUUCACUGCAAUCUUUAAAGUAUGAAGUGUUAAAAUCCCAUAAUGCUUUUGUCAUCCUUUCAUUUCUUCCAUGUUGAUAAUGUUUUCUCUGUACGGAUUCACAGUUGAUGAAAAGUGAAUAACUGAACAUAUAAGUCAUCAUAGGAAGCAAACCAAACUGUGAAGAAACGUGUUUAUAAUACCUAAUGCUAGGUCUGAAAAACAGUAUGUCUAAAGUCUUAAUGUUUAAAUGCGGCUGGUUUGCAAAUUCAAAUUUUGUUAAUCUUCGAUUUCUAUGGAUACCAAGAGCAUGACUUAGCAACUUAUUGGGUAAGAAUAUUCAUUAUCUUGGACUCUGGGUGUAAUGGGGACAAACUUCAUAACAAUGUUCAAAUAAAUGCUUAUGUAAUUCUUAUUUCUUUUGUAUUUCUGCCUUUGUCUUUUAUGGCAAUGUUGCAUGGUGGUUAUUUUUUUUGAUUAUAUAAAACUCAUCCUUAAGUAACUGUGGGACACUUUAUAAGAAAUUAUGUAAUAAAAUCUGUUUCAUUAGUUCUUUAUAUCUUUAAAUACUGCAAUACUUUAACUGUGAACUAGGGUCCUUACUUUGUGUGUAAGUUGCAAUGAAUUGUCUCUUCUUUUAAAUUAUAAUCAUGAUCAAACCAGUCAAUAUAAGAGCUGUUAGACAAAAGAAUACUUUUUUAUUGUUGAGUUCAGCAAUCGAGUUAGUCAAGAUAGUAACAUAUGUUUAUAUGGGCUGGAAAUACAGCAUUCACAAAUUUCUUUUUGAAAGUUUCAUCAUUUAUUAAAAGGGUCUUUAUCCAAUGAAACACAUCCUCCGAUACCAACUGUCUCCAUCUACUUUUAAAUAAUUUAAUGCCAGAUGCUCCAUGUAAUUGAAGGAUAUUAUGGGAAGACUAGACAGUUUCUCAGCAUGCCAUCUUAAGGGCUGUAACUCCCACUUCCCAUGGAAAAAUAUAUAAAUAAUAGUGAAUAGCACUGAGUUUUGGGGAGUCAUUGUUUCAUGUGCAACUUUUGUUUCUUUUGAUAGAUCUAAAAUGUUUGCAGAGAGAUGGUAGAAAAUGUUAGUAAUGGUUUUAGAGUGGUUUGGACACAGAUACUUCCUCACUUGAAAAUUAGAAGGAAUUAAGCUGAGAAGAACACAAAGUGGCUGGCCUCUAGCUUUUCAAUAUUUUGUAAGUGUUCUUGGUUCUGUUUGAACACUUACAUUUCUCAACAAAUGGCUAUGUCGAUAUUUAUGUAGGGGCCUCUCUUGCCCUCUUUGCAUGUAACUUUCACACAGUUUUAAAUGAAAUCAGUGUGAAUUCUGUAUGCAUAUGGGAUGUGUUACAGAUAUGGGAUCAUUAACGCUAUAUUGUUGCAAACUAUUUUUCAUAUGCCUUACACUAUUUUCUGGGAUGAUAUUAAAAAUGAAAGCAUUUAUUGCCAAAAUAAUCUAUGUUGUUACUUCUGCAUUAGCAGUAGAAAAAUAAUGUAGCAAAAAUAUAUAUUGUACAGUACAAAAUUAUAAUAUAUAUAUAUUUUGCCAAUAAUAUGAAAAUAGAUUGAGGAGAAAGAAGCACAUUUGUUAUAGCACAAACUUACCACAAAAUCCACUGUUAAUUUGGCAGUCCUAUUUUUUACAAGUGUAUAGAUUUGGUUCCAUGUUUUAUUUGAUUUAUUUCAUCUAGCAUCUUUUUAACUUCCUGCUUGCAAUUUAUUUCAUAGCCUUGCAAUCUGUGGAUAUAGUUUAUUUUACUCCCAUACAUAUGAACUUAUUAAAUUUUAUUUUGUGAUAAGACUUACAGUAUAUUUUCUGUUCUUAUUUCUUCUCCUUCAAUAACAACUACAAAAUGUCACUCCAAGUGACAGGGCUCCUCUGAACUUUGGGCAUGUUUGAAAUUUUCUUUUUGUAUUUUUCACAACCUCAAAAGAUUAAAAAAAAAGGUCCCAGUGAAACAAAACUAUUGGGAUUAUUUAAUUUGUUCUGUACCAGAUACUAUUUUGAAACUUAAGCCCAUCCAUUUUGUUUUUGAAGGGGGUGGAUGGGAAUUUUUUAAAAGUUAUUAAUAUAAAACAUUCUAAAAAUAAAUAUGGCAAAGUGAUAUAAAAUAAUUUUCCCCCUACUCUUCUGAUAUCCCAGGUUAUGUUCCGUCUCCAUUGGUACAGUAGGGGGAAAUGCCAUUGUCAAAUAAUUUUUUCCUUUAAACUUUAAUUCCUUAUUUUGAUGAUCUAUCCCCUCUUUUAUUAUAUAGGUAUGUGUAGCAUUCUACAAGGCAUGCUGGGUAAAAUAUACUAUGCAAAUGUGUACAGUGCUGCAUGUUUUAUUCUCCCUCUGCUUUUAGUGGCUUUAAGGGGAAAAAAUGUGGUGUUAUUUUUGUGAACAAAGACAUUUAACAAAGAAAAUGCAGAGCGCAUGCAUACAAUAUCCUAAUUUCUAUGGAUUUGUUUUAUGGAAUUUAAAUGUGUACAAAACAAC